Lingula anatina is the source of this 1086-nucleotide messenger RNA. RefSeq names its product ETS translocation variant 1-like. Gene Ontology annotation, cellular component: nucleus. Gene Ontology annotation, biological process: cell differentiation; regulation of transcription by RNA polymerase II. Gene Ontology annotation, molecular function: sequence-specific DNA binding; DNA-binding transcription factor activity, RNA polymerase II-specific. The record is from RefSeq and is a predicted model, not a curated record. Lineage: Eukaryota; Metazoa; Brachiopoda; Lingulata; Lingulida; Lingulidae.
UAUCCUUGUGACAGUAUGCGGCAAAGUUAUUCUCACGACGACCUGAGGUACUCGGAGAGUCUCUACCAAGACAAGCACUGCAGUAGCAAGUAUGAAGGCCUGGGUCGUGCAGACAUCUAUGGCUACAUGGAUCGCUACAGAAGAGACGGGCCUCCUCCGUACCAGAGACGAGGUUCCCUACAACUGUGGCAGUUCCUGGUGGCGCUACUAGAUGAUCCUUCCAAUACUCCCUUCAUUGCUUGGACAGGACGGGGCCUAGAGUUUAAACUUAUUGAACCAGAGGAGGUUGCCAGGAGAUGGGGAAUUCAAAAGAACCGCCCUGCCAUGAACUAUGACAAAUUGAGCCGGUCUCUCAGAUAUUACUAUGAAAAAGGUAUAAUGCAGAAGGUGGCUGGAGAACGAUAUGUAUAUAAAUUUGUUUGUGACCCUGAUGCACUUUUUACGAUGGCAUUCCCAGACAAUGUGCGCCCUGUUCUUAAAACUGACUAUACCAAAUCAUCUGAUCAAACAAAAAAGAGUUCCCAAGGCAGCAACAUGACUGAGCAGCCUCUGGCUUUGACGUCACGGAAUCAAAUUGAAAGAGAAAGGUCAGAGAGCAAACAACUUCAUGGGGAGACUAUAUUACACAAUCAGAAUCAAGGACAGACUUUGUCACCCCCUUGUGUAAGUUCUUUGAGCUCUCAGAAUUCAGAACAGGCUCAUCCUGAAAAGAUGACAGCAGCAUCUGGUGGCAAUAUUCAAGACUACAUGCAAGAGUUGUCCAGAGUAUAUGGAACACCACAGCAAUAUAUAAAUAAUUGUGUUUACUAAUUAAGUCAAACUAACACAGAGUGUGCAGUUAUGUUGCAGGAUUGUCAAUUUUGAAGAAAAAAAAGAAAAUUACAAGUGUUUGGAAAACACAUUGGCCACUCAUGGGCCAAAAUGAGCACUAACUAAUACACUGUAAAUUGUAUAUAUGGAAACCCAAAGUAGAAAAACCAAAAUUUAGUUGGCUUUAAUUUGUUGGCACAGCAUCUGCGUAUCAACCAAGGCAACAUUGGGAGAUAUAGGGCCAAUGUUUGCAUGCUAUCUGGGUUAAUUACUGCU